AUGACGACCGGAGAUCUUGUCAAUAUCCAUCCUACAGAGCUCAAGUUCCCUUGUAUCUUCUUCUUCGAUUCUUUCUUGUGCCUCCUUUUCUUCUGUUUCAGAUUCGAUUUCACAAUUGACUUUUGUUUUGUUUACCGAUGUUGUUGCUGGUGGGGUGAAGUUGAGUUGAAGAAGCAGAGCUCGUGUUCGAUGCAAUUGACCAACAAGACGACAACCAAAUACGUCGCUUUUAAGGUUAAAACAACGAAUCCUCGGAAAUACUGUGUCCGUCCAAACACAGGUGUUGUCUUACCCGGCGAUUCCUGCAAUGUUACAGUGACGAUGCAAGCCAUUAAAGAGGCACCUAUGGAUAUGCAGUGCAAAGACAAGUUCCUUGUUCAGACUGUCGUUGUCUCUGAUGGUACUACUUCCAAAGAUGUACUCCCUGAAAUGUUCAACAAGGAGGCGGGUAGAGUCAUCGAGGAUUUCAAAUUGCGGGUUGUUUACAUCCCUGCUAACCCUCCUUCACCUGUCCCUGAAGGAUCUGAUGAAGAAGGCAACUCUCCAAGGAACGACUUUGCUUCUCAAACUGCCUCACUUUUUGAUGACGUGUCAAGAACGCUAGAUGAAACAAAUGAGAAAUCUUCAGAGGCAUGGUCCAUGAUUUCCAAGUUGACGGAGGAGAAGACUAGUGCUAUUCAACAGAGUCAGAAGCUCAGACACGAACUGGAAAUGCUGAGGAAAGAAUCAAGCAAGAAGCAGGCGGGUGGACACUCGUUGCUGUUGAUGGUGCUGGUUGGUCUGCUCGGCUGCCUGGUUGGCUACAUCUUGAACCGGACAUAA
Arabis nemorensis is the source of this 822-nucleotide messenger RNA. The record is from the annotation of a GenBank genome assembly. Lineage: Eukaryota; Viridiplantae; Streptophyta; Magnoliopsida; Brassicales; Brassicaceae.